Vigna unguiculata (cowpea) is the source of this 380-nucleotide messenger RNA. RefSeq lists its product as uncharacterized. NCBI's taxonomy places the organism in Eukaryota, Viridiplantae, Streptophyta, Magnoliopsida, Fabales, Fabaceae. The record is from RefSeq and is a predicted model, not a curated record.
AUCCCAAUCCAAGAUAAAACAGCAUAUUCUUUGCAGCAGCAAAAUCCUGAAGAAACAAUGGCGAAAGUUUCAGUUCAUCAAGUGGCACUCUUUGUGUUCCUAAUUCUGGUUGCAUCUGGUUUUAUGCAACAAGCUUUUGGUAGAGGCGACCAGUGCAAACAGGACAAAGAUUGUGCGAAAGCUUGUAGUCACCGCCCACAUUGCCCUGCGCUGUGCCUUGGCGGAUUUUGCCUUUGCAACUGCGAUUCUACAAAAAUUGAUGUACAACAAAACGUUAACAAACCCUUCUAGGCUAUGUCUUCCUUGCUUUGGGUUACAAGGCAAAUAAUGAUGCAUAAUACUUUAUAACUUAAUAUUAAUAACAUUCUAUCUUCAACUUC